AAGUCGGUCCUACGUCGCCGCCAUCUUGAUAUUUAUCAACCAGCGUUUAGUUUUAUAAUGAAUAUAACCCAAUUGGACUUUGGAACAUAAAGAUGGCUGACCGACGAAAAUUACAAGCCGAAAUCGAUCGGUGUAUAAAGAAGGUAGACGAAGGUGUUCAGACAUUUCAAGAAAUAUGGGAUAAGGUUCAUAAUGCAAGCAAUACGAACCAAAAAGAAAAAUUUGAAGCUGAUUUGAAAAAAGAAAUAAAGAAAUUACAACGCCUACGAGACCAAAUCAAAUCAUGGCUUACUUCCAAUGAUAUUAAAGAUAAACGCCAGUUACAGGAAUAUAGACGUUUGAUAGAAACGCAGAUGGAACGUUUUAAAGUAGUUGAAAGGGAAACUAAAACAAAAGCGUAUUCGAAAGAAGGGCUCGGUUCUGCUCAGAAACUAGAUCCAGCUCAAAAAGAGAAAGAUGAUAUUUGUCAUUUCCUUGCGUCAUUAAUUGAAAAAUUGAAUAUUCAAAUUGAUAAAUGUGAGAGUGAAGUCGAAAGUUUGAACGCUAAUAAGAAAAAGAAGACUGAUAAAGAUAAAUUAGCUAAAUUGGAUGAUCUUCAGUAUCGGUUGCAACGUCAUCAAUUUCAUGUUAGCCGAAUGGAGACGUUAAUGCGUAUGCUGGACAAUGAUGCUGUUGAUGUUGAGGGAAUAAAAGGUAUUCAAGAUGGCCUUGAGUAUUAUGUAGACUCAAAUCAAGAUGUUGAUUUUAUGGAAGACGAAGCGAUCUACGAGGAUUUGAAUGUAGAGUCAUUUUAUCUACAACAAAACUCCUUAGCAUCCGUUCAGGAGAACGAAGGGGAUACUGAUUCGCCUCCUGAUACUCCUCCCAUUGAAGAAAGCGCACCACCAAAAUUAAAUCGGACGCCUAGUAAUGAAGAACAAAAAACGGCUAGGAAGGUUGUAAAUAAUAAUCCAACGGCGCCGCCUCCGGCACCUCCUACACCGCCACCUCCUCCUCCACCAGCGCCUACGAGGAGAACACCAACCCCUGUUCAUUCGCCGAUUCAGGUUCAACAGCUUCCGCCCAUAUCGCCUCCUCCCCCGUUAGUAAAUGGAACAACACCGCAAUUAUCAUCUUUAAAGAGUAUGGCACAACAAACACUCGCAGAGUCAGAAGCAGGGCAGCAGCUGCAAUCGGUAGCUCCUCCCCCUCAGCCUUCCAUUACCCAUACGUCAUCGGCUUCUCCCAUCACAAGUGCUCCUCAACAGACUUGUACGAUAAAGCUUAAUCCUAUGUUAGGAGUAGCGCCUUUGGGUCCGCAACCGCUUAACGAAGAGCAUAAAAGGGAAAUUAGAAUGCAGGAGUCGGCAUUUAAUCAUGUACCACAACCAUCCGACUCUGAAAGAUUACGACUGUACAUGCCAAGGAAUCCUUAUCAAACGGCCCAACAUUUUCCUCAAGUGCCGCCUCCACAUUCUGACACUGUUGAAUUUUUUCAACGAUUAUCUACAGAGACGCUGUUCUAUAUAUUUUAUUAUAUGGAAGGUACGAAGGCUCAGUACAUGGCGGCAAAGGCUUUGAAGAAACAAUCCUGGAGGUUUCAUACAAAAUAUAUGAUGUGGUUCCAGAGGCACGAAGAACCUAAAACUAUAACUGAUGAAUACGAACAGGGAACAUAUAUAUUUUUUGAUUAUGAAAAAUGGGGUCAGCGGAAAAAAGAGGGUUUCACUUUUGAAUAUCGCUAUCUGGAAGACCGAGACCUUAAUUAAAUAUAAGUCCUUUCUACCCCCUUCCUCUUCUAAAAAAUAAACCGCAGUCAUCAACUUUAUUAAGCGUUUAAAAAUUAGACUGUUAUAUUUUUUCCGUAUGAAAAUAUUUGAUGUACUGAUGUUAAAACAUUUCAGACAUAAAGACGUUUUAAGCAGGAAAAAAUACAAAUAAUUGCAAAACAAAUCAAGUUGUUAAAGGCUAAACAAAGUUGAUCUUCUCAGAUCACAACUAGAAGAAGGAAUCGAAGUAGUAAAGCCAAUUAGUUAAAAAAGUUAAAGAAUUGCUCAAUUCCAGAAGAAAUUAUCAUAAUCUCUGCUGUGAGAUAGAUAUGUAUAUGCAAUAUAUAUACAUAUAAUGAUAUAUUUAUUUUUUUUUUUCAUUAAAUUUACUUGAUCCUACUAAAAUAUAUAUAUUUUUUAAACUUUUCCCCUCCUCCCUCCUUUAUAAGCAAAAGAGAAAAAGAUUAAAAAAAAAGAAAAAUUUGACUGUUUAGAAAGUUAACAUUUUCUAAAUCGUAACUGCCCGUUUUUUUUUUUUUUUUU
Dimorphilus gyrociliatus is the source of this 2291-nucleotide messenger RNA. The record is from the annotation of a GenBank genome assembly. NCBI's taxonomy places the organism in Eukaryota, Metazoa, Annelida, Polychaeta, Dinophilidae.